Molecule: messenger RNA, 3561 nt
Organism: Episyrphus balteatus (marmalade hoverfly)
Lineage: Eukaryota; Metazoa; Arthropoda; Insecta; Diptera; Syrphidae
Product: gustatory receptor for bitter taste 93a-like
Exons: 2
Coding region: 318-1511 (397 amino acids)
Biological process (GO): sensory perception of taste
Cellular component (GO): axon; membrane; dendrite
Source: RefSeq, a predicted model, not a curated record
UCUAUAAAUGAACUUUAAAAUGUAAAGUUAAUUAAAUCCUGAGUUGAACUUUUAAAAUAAUCUUUGAUCUUUAAUUCGAACGUCGAACUUUUUUAUUCUUAUAGAAACUAUAAUACCAAUUACGAUAAUUUUACUUAUCAUCCAUUUCAUAAUUAAAUUUACGAUAAAAUUGAAAUCGAUUGAUUAAAUCCAUCCCUUAACACACUUGACAAAAUCUCCACCUCUUUUUUUUUUUGUGAAAUGUUUACCUAACUGAAACUUAAUUUUUUACAAAUAAUAAUAUUAAGCCAAGUUUGUUUUUUAGUACUUCGGCGACAAUGUUGUGCUACAGGUUAACAAAAACUAAUUUCUGGCUAAAAUUAUAUUUUAAAAUAAUUUAUUUUUAUUCAAAACUAUUCGGUAUGGUAUUCUUUUCUGUAACUCCAAAUGGGACAAUUGAAUAUUCAAUGAAAUGGCAAAUUUCUUCAAUAGUGUACAGAGUAGUAACAUCCUUGGGAUUCGCAUACAGCUCCUUCAAUAACAUGCCAUUGUUAAUAACGGCAGUGCAUAAAUAUAGUUCGACGUUAUUAAUCUUUCAAAUAGUUUAUACAACGUUAUUCAGUUUAAAUUUGUUAAUUUUUCAACUUAAACACUCCAAGGAUACUUUCAAGCUUAUACAAAAAUACUUUCAAACUUGUAAGAAGCUUACAAAAUUGACAAAGAAUUCAAAGUUAUUUGGUCCAGAAUUCUACCUAGUGAGCUUCGGUAGGCUUUUUUUUAACGGAUGUUUGCUUGUUAUAGAAAUGCCGAGAUUUUUUAAGUUCAAAAAGCGGUUUAAUUUUUCAAUUAUUAUUCAAAUUUAUCUUGGAUAUGCUAUGGCGUUUAUUUGGUUUAUUAUAAUUGAUGCCUUGAACAUUGGAUACAUGAUGUGUAGUGGAAUGUAUAGAAAUAUUGGCAAUCACAUUGGAUAUUUAGUAAAGAGCAUUCGAAAUACUGAUUUCAAUUCGAUGACCACAUAUCGUCAGAUGCAAGUUCUUUGUGAUUUUUCAGAAGAACUUGAAAAGUGUUCUGCGAUUUAUUCCCAAAUUUCUAAAAUAACUCGAGAAUUUCAUGAAAUGUUUCAAAUUUUACUUUUAUUUGUUUUAUAUGGAAAUGUUUUUACAAUAAUUAGCGGUAUUCAUCACAAUUUUAUGUAUUAUUUAACUUUUGGACAUAUUACUUGGGGAUUCGCUAUGAUGGUUUUCGUAGAAAUUGUAGAAAUUACAUGUCUUUUACUCUUGACCGAUUUGACAGCAAAAAGAUCUCGAAUGGCUCUUAAUUUCGAAUGGGAAACUUUGUUUUCGAAUAUUGAAGUGCGAUGGGAUCGAAGUGUGGAACAAUUUCUCAGUAAACUUAAACUGGAGAAUUUGAAAUUGGAAGUUUAUGGAAUGUUUGAACUUAAUAAUGAACUUUGUUUGAGUAUAUUUUCAAUUGUUUUUGGAUAUUUGACAAUACUUAUACAAUUCAAUAUGAUGGGUUAUUUUAAGGAAUAAAAUACAAAAUGAAACAUAAAAUAAAAUACUUUCUCAAGUAGCACAAAAGUCUAAAAUACACCAAAAUAUUUGGUGUAUUUUUUGCACUUUCGUGAUAUGCAUUUUGAAUAUAAAAAAUACACCAUUUUCUCGUAUAUAAUAAACUCCGGUGGUUAAAAAAAUAAACCGAUUUUUGGUGUAUAAAUGGCGCUAGUGGUAUAUUAAAUGAUCUGGUUUUUGGUGAAAAUUAUCCCUUUGAAAUUGGAAAAUACACAAUAAAUCUAUAGAUAAAAUACACCAUUUUAAUUAUUCUGAUUUAAAAUUUGAACCAAAGUUUAUUUUUUACCUCAAACAGUUUGAUGAAUUCUAAUUCGCACCAUUUCUUAUGGAAUAAAUGAAAAUGAAUUUUUAUUCACUUUCAUAAUACUGCCAUAAGAAACUAAUGGUUAAAUAUGAAUUUGUUUUCCAAAUUUAAAAACGAAACACAUUCUGUCUACUAAUUUUAGAUACUACAACCUCUAAAAAUCGAACGCCUCCAAAAUAACAGUGGAUUAAUGAUUUUUUUUUCGACUUUAAAAAUCAGUUUUUCAAAAAUUAUUAUUUUUUUUGUUGUUUUUACAAUUUUUUAGAAGAGUUCAUUUAUAAUAUAAUAUACCAAUCGAAAAAACAAAGAAUGCGGGAUAAUUAGGUCGAUAAAUACCUAUACUAUUAUAGUAAAAUAAUUAAUCGCUGUCUUCUUUUUUUAAAUGGCGGCCAUUGAAAAAUAUGUCGUCUCCCACUAAUGCAUUCUGGUAAAUUUUAUGUCCACAGGGUGUACUUCCUACACCAAAGAGAGUGUACAAAAUAUACCGUUUUGGUUGAUUUCAGAAUCGAAUAAUCUUAUAUACCAUUAAUGGUAUAUUAUCAAAACAACUAAAUAUCGGUGUAUUUUUUGCACGGAAUCUUAAGAAAAUGUUGAAAUUUUUUACAGAAAAGACAGUGGUAUAAUUUUUAUACCAAUAAUUUUGAGAAAUACACCGUAUUUUUUCAAUUUCCUCAAUUUUACACCAAAAUUAAUGAAUUUACACCAAUUAAUAAACCAGGGGGCCUAUUACGUAAAACGAUUAUUGUUUAAAUCGGCUCGUUAUCGUUGAAAAGCGACUCCGUAAAACGAUUAUCGUAUAAAAACGAUGACACGCGACUGCGUAAAACGAUAAUCGUUUAAGGCUGAACGAUACUCGUUUUUCAAUACGACUGACAUUUUGCUGUCGUUUGGCUUUCGUUUUGGUUUUGUUGUGGAAAAUAUUUUGUGUAGGUAUACUAGUGAUAUUCGUCUUGAAAUAAUUAAAAUAAAAAACUAAUAAUUGGAAGAGAAGAUGUAAAUAAAUACAUUUUUUAUUCGUCGUUUAAAAAAUAUUUCGGCUCAACUUUCCUUUAGGGUCGCACGAAUUUUAUUACGCGAAUAAUUUUAUUUGAAAGAUUAAUGACUAAAAGCAAUAAAAAUAAAAAAUAAGUAAACGUGUAUUUAUAUUUUUAAUUAAUUUUUUAAAGUUCAUUUUUUCAUACAAAAUGCGUGGAAAUGACGACAGCGAAGAAAAAAAAAUUUUUUGAAGUUCUUUUUAUAUACUCAAACUUGUCCCCACUUCAAAUCCUAUAGUGAGCCCAAGCAGGGGGAUUGCAGGGGGGCAGCAUGCCCCCCCAUACGCAUCUCACUUUUAUACGCUUCAAACUUCAAAUUCUUCUUGGUCGUCAUUUGCAUACAUUUUGUAUGAAAAAUUGAAAUAUUUAUUUUUUAAUCAUACUUAGGGGUGUUUCCUAACCUUAAUAUUUUAAAGGUAUUCUAUUGAGACCCUAAGCUCACUGUAAAAAAUAAAAUCACAACUCUAGGCGUGCGACCUUAAUGGAAAGUCGCCCCAAUAUUUCGUGUCUGCCAGUGAUAUUCCUGUUCGGCAAAAAAAUGUGAAUACAUUAUAUUUGGAAAUGAAGAAUGAAAAUAAUCAAAUAUUUUAUACAUUAAAUAGGCCGCCAAUAAAUGGAUUUUCUUAUCAAAUGUAUGGAAAACAAUCCCGACCUUACCAAAAACCCAAGCCCA